AUGAAGUUAGAUGAUCAGUUUGAAUGGGAUCUUGAGAAUGUGGAUGCUUCCCCUGAGCAAUUUGCGGACGUGUAUGCGAAAGAGUUGGGCCUUGGUGGGGAAUUUAAAACGGCCAUUGCGCAUUGCAUACGCGAACAAGUCCAAAUUUAUCAAAAGUCCCUAUUCCUCGUCGGCCACCCCUCAGAUGGUUCUACUGUCCAAGACGAUGACCUGCGCAUGUCCUUCCUGCCCAGCCUCGCAUCCGGCGCUAGAGCAAUGGAUCAAGUACAAUCGUUCACACCACUGCUCAACUAUCUCAGCGACGGCGAGAUUGAACGUAGUGAGAAGGAGAGGGAGAAGGAGCUCACCAAGCGCAGGAAACGGAAUACACGAGGACGUCGAGGUAUCGCUUUGCCUGACCGGGAGCCUAAUCGCACAUACCGCACACCUGCCUUCGGGUUCCCAGAGCUGGAUGCUGCAACCCUUGCGUUGGCCGCCGCGAACGCGCCGACUUCGAGACGUGCUGCAGCUGCGGCUGCUUCUCUCACGAUUGCCAACAUGGUUGCCUCAGAAAAUGGCACGAGCGUCAUGCCGCUGCAGCUGCCUCCCCAGCAGAUCAUAUCCACAGCUGUCGCUGCUGGAAAAGAGAAGAAACCUAAAGGGUUGUUCAAGGCACCUUCUUAUCCUACUUCCGUACUUCGACCUCGUGCUCAGGUCACUGCUCCUACACCGUCGACAGCGGUUGAAUCGACGUCGAUGUUACCUUCAUCGUUUCUUGAUGCUGAAGCACCUACCUCCUCAGUUAGUAUACCCGCUCCCGAUUCGCGAGCCGUCGCAAAGAAAGCCAAGGAGCUCGAAAGGGAGGCUAAAGAAAAAGAGUUUGUCGAUGGACAGCAUGCUAAUGUGAUCAAUGGGGUGUGGCACUGCUCCAACUGCGGCUGUCCGGAGAGCGUUGCUAUCGGAAGAAGAAAAGGUCCUUUGGGCGACAAAUCGCAAUGUGGCACAUGUGGCAAAUUCUGGCAUCGACAUCGCAGACCCCGCCCUGUAACAUAUAACCAAGAUCCCGAUUACCAUUUGAGCCAAAGGCGCGAAACAGAGCAGGUUAAAAUCGGGGUGAAACGAAAAGGACGAGCGCCGAAUUCUCAGGUGGCUGCUGACGGCCAAGAUACGCCUACUCGACAGAAAUCAGACCUCUCCGUUGAUAUCUCUGCUCGAUUGCCCGUGCCGGCUUCCGAAGCCAUGUCACCAGUAUCGACUGCCUCCAGUGAUACAGAAGCUCCUCUUGCCCAACGUGUCACAAAAGUCAACGGCGCCAAUCACGCAAGACUUGCGUCAUCAUCUGGGACUCCUCCUCCAACAAGCAACGGGAUUGCACGUCCUAAGUCACCCAGGGAAAGUAGUGCUCCAAUUUCAAACGGCUCAUACGCCGCUCCGACAUGGCUAACUUCAGCAAUUCGUUCGCUUCAAGAACAAUACCCAGACGACAAGUUCGAAGCAAUCCUGCGUCGACCUGCCCCGCGUUCUAUACCAGAGUGGAGGAUGAAAUGUCUGGAUUGCCCCGGCAAGCUAUAUAACUCUGGGCCUGGGGAUACGUUGCAGAAUUAUGAAGUCCAUCUUAGAAACCGACAACAUCGCUUACGGGUGAACGCUCGUCUGACGCAGGCGCCAGCAUCAUAA
Suillus subaureus is the source of this 1656-nucleotide messenger RNA. RefSeq lists its product as uncharacterized. Gene Ontology annotation, cellular component: nuclear chromosome. The transcript is spliced from 5 exons. Gene Ontology annotation, molecular function: zinc ion binding. The coding region runs from base 1 to 1656 and encodes 551 amino acids. Lineage: Eukaryota; Fungi; Basidiomycota; Agaricomycetes; Boletales; Suillaceae. The record is from RefSeq and is a predicted model, not a curated record. Gene Ontology annotation, biological process: chromatin remodeling; regulation of DNA-templated transcription.